AUGCGGUUGCCCCCAGUUGAUGUCCUACUGUCAUGGCCGACACCGAAUUACGAGAAUCCCAAAACUAGAGGCCCUGCUUUGGCCAUUGUCAACUAUACAUUAGCUGCAGUUACGAUCAUAACCGUCGCACUCCGACUAUAUACGCGCGUGUUCAUCAAGAGGUGGUUUGGACUCGAUGAUGUCUUCAUUAUCUUGGCCCUGAUCUUCACACUUGGUUUGACGGCUGUCGUCCUUCUUGCAAAUCAGAAAUAUGGCUGGGAUAGACAUGUUUACGACAUACCUUUCAACAUAAUCGAGCCGGCCUCCAAAAUCGCCAUGAUUGCCAAGAUCGUCUUCACAUGCGCAGCAACUUUCACAAGGCUGUCGUUACACUGCUUCUACUAUCGACUAGUCACAGACACAGGCAAAACAUGGUUCAGGUGGCUCAUACAUGCAAAUGUCGCCUACACCCUCGGAAUCUUCAUUUCAUACCCGUUCAUUGCAAUCUUUCUGUGCGUCCCCGUAAGGGCGUAUUGGAUACCUGGUGGCGUCCCUGGAGCGUACUGCUUGGACGAAGGUGUUGCUACUCUCAUAUGUGGCAUCAUAAGUUGUGUGGCUGACUUCAUCACAACCAUCACUCCUAUGCCGUUGGUCAUGGGCUUGCGCAUGCCUCGUCAGCAGCGUCUCGCCGUAGGAUUUCUAUUCGGCCUGGGUAUCAUCGUCACCAUUGCUGGUAUUGUUCGAACCUGGUACAUCUAUCGGAGCUUGUUCAAUGAGUGGGAUCAAACCUGGUACUCGUACCCGUUGUGGAUUGCUGCAGCCGUUGAGAUUGAUCUUGGAGUGAUAUGUGCAUCGGCGCCAGUACUUCGGCCAUUGCUAUCGAAAAUACCUUUCAAUCUUUCUGAGACUUUCUCCCGCAGCAAAACCUCCCACAAGUCCACCGGAACCCCGUCGAAGAACAACUCCGCCUCAUCAAAACGAAGAGCAGACACAAUACAAGGAGCACCGGAGUUGGCGAAGGACCGGGGCAGAAGUUACGAAUUGAAGGAGUGGGAUGAUCUGGAACAUGGGGCCACUUUGAACGAUACUAUGCGUGGGAGCCAGGAGCGUAUUCUGGAAGACGGCGAUUCAUCGAGCGGGAAGAGCGGCAAAUCAUCCCACGGGAUUCGCAAAAAGGGCAGCCAGGAUGAUGCCAGGAAGGGCGAUAUGACUACCACAAAGACGUCGGAGGUCCAACUUCAUGUAAGCCCCGCGAGCGAUGGAAUCUCGAGACCGAUGAUGCGAUACCCCACGCCACGUAGAGACACGCCAUAG
This is a messenger RNA of Parastagonospora nodorum SN15, 1293 nucleotides long. RefSeq lists its product as hypothetical. The record is from RefSeq and is a predicted model, not a curated record. The coding region runs from base 1 to 1293 and encodes 430 amino acids. NCBI's taxonomy places the organism in Eukaryota, Fungi, Ascomycota, Dothideomycetes, Pleosporales, Phaeosphaeriaceae. The transcript is spliced from 5 exons.